Molecule: messenger RNA, 1320 nt
Organism: Cucurbita moschata (crookneck pumpkin)
Lineage: Eukaryota; Viridiplantae; Streptophyta; Magnoliopsida; Cucurbitales; Cucurbitaceae
Product: acidic mammalian chitinase-like
Exons: 1
Coding region: 97-1173 (358 amino acids)
Biological process (GO): chitin catabolic process; carbohydrate metabolic process
Cellular component (GO): extracellular region
Molecular function (GO): chitinase activity; chitin binding
Source: RefSeq, a predicted model, not a curated record
UUUACAACAAACAAACCAACCACAUUGUUCUUCAUUCAUAUCAUAAGAACAAAGAAGAAUUAAAAAAAAAAAACAGCAGCCUUUUUGUGGAUUCCAAUGGCUGAGUUUGCGAAUGUCACCGAGUUUGUGAAUGCUGGCUACUGGCUUGCGAGCACCGACGACAGGCUCCCGGCUGCCAACAUCGACGCUACACUCUUCACCCAUCUCUUCGCUGGCUACGCUCAGCUCAACUCCGGCACUUACCAAGUCACCGUUGAUCCUUCACAGCUCAUCCUCAUCGAUCAGUUUUCUUCAACCGUCAAACUCAGCAACCCUGAGGUGAAGACUCUGUUGUCCAUUGCAGCAGACGCCGCCGUCUUCGCCGCAAUGGCUGCAGACCCUACAAACCGCGAUGCCUUCAUCAAGUCCUCCAUUGCUGCAGCCAGAGGCGGUGGGUUCGAUGGCCUCGACCUCCAGUGGCUAUACCCUUCUUCUCAGGACCAAAUGGACAACUUCAAAACCUUGAUCCAUUCGUGGCACCAAGCGGUGGUGGACGAUGCCACCAGUUUAAGCCUCCCGCAGCUGCUCCUGGUGGCCACAGUCUCCAAUCUUCCCUAUCUUCAGAGCAACAUUCAAUACCCAGCUGAUGCGAUCAACCAAAAGCUGGACUGGGUGAACCUCCUCUCUUAUGACUUUUACACCCCUGACUCCUCCAGGGCCGCCACAGGGCCAUCCUCUGCCUUCCACAAUCCCAAGGCCAAUGCCCUUUCAGCUAAUUUUGGGAUCAGGUCGUGGGCGCAGAGCCUCCACAAUCUGCCUCACAAGAAAAUCGUGUUUGGAAUUCCCUUCCACGGGUGGGCUUGGAAGCUUUUCAACUCUCACCAGCACACCCUGUUUGCUAAAGCGGAUGGAGCCGCCACCGGAGAAUACAUUGGUCCACACGGCCAAAUCUUCUACUCCGAUGUGCAGAAAUUUAUAGAGGACAAUCAGGCUGGUGUUGAGGACAAGGACAAGAGCUAUCUUGUUGCCUACGCUUAUUACGAGACAACCUGGAUUACCUACGAAAGUGAAUACACCAUUGCCGACAAGAUCGCACUCGCAAAGACCGACAAGGUUCUUGGUUACUUUGCUUUCAACAUUGCAGCCGAUGACGCUUCUAACACUCUUGCUAAUGCUGCCAAAUCCAAUUGGUGAUAUCUUAUUGUUGAACCCUCCAAUAAGAGCUAUGCUCCUGCUGCUCUAUGCUCUAUGCUCUAUGUCUCUGUCUCUGUCUUUUUUAUUAUGUUGUACCUUGUGUGGUGUUCUAAGGGUUGAAUAAAGUUUGUGGCGUGUUCCUUCCUA